ACUCUUUUUGAUUUUUUAUUUAUUGACAGUUUUGUAUGUAUUAUUUUUUUAAAUGAAUUUAAAAAUUGAAACAGACCAUGUCAGCGGCACCACAUUUAAAAACUAACCAGUCAACCUCCAGCAAGUUGUCGUUAUCCGACCAGCAGGUUAACUAGCGUGUGAUAAAGUUGCACAUUAGGAGAGAAGAUGGACACUGUGUAAGGUUUUGUGCACUCAUAAAACAAGAUGCCAACAGACAAGUUGAAGAAAAAAGGAGACACUUCCAGCAAAAUAUCCGAAGAGCAGACCGAAGCAAGUUCUGUCGUUCUGACUCCCUCCGAGAGCCUGGAGGAUGUGUGGCACGAGUGGAGUGACGCUGAUAUCUUCAGGGAGAAAUGGGACUCAGGGAAACCAGAAGAUCCAAAGACAAUAAACAAGACUCCCACUGUGUACUAUGAAGAGCCCGAGGGAAAAAUUCGCCUUCCUGAAUCACUGCAAGUGUACUGUUGGAGGCGACCAACAGAUUUUCUAAUCAACACGGUCCCCACAGUGGUUGAGAAUACACUCACCUUUGACCUGGUGUCCCCCAACCAUCAUCUGCUCAGCAGCGAGGUGAUGAGGUGGAUCAUCAGCGAGAUCUAUAUUGUUUGGAAAGUCUUCCACCACCCCGAAGCCACGGACCAAUUUGGCUGGAAGCCGUGGGAGCACAUCUACUCGCUUUGCAAGCCGGGGAAAGGUCACAUGCCGCUCUACAAUAGCUACGGGAAAUACCUUGUUAAACUGUUCUGGAUGGGCUGUUGGAGGAGAAUAACAGUGGAUGAUUUGAUGCCAUUCGACAAAGAGAAUAGGCUGCUGCUCCCGGCUUCCAGCUGCCGUUCAGAACUGUGGCCCAUGCUGCUGGCCAAGGCUCUCAUUAAAGUUAUUAACACAAGACCUCACAUUGUAGAUGACAACAGAAAUAAAAUGUUGCAGCUUUCCCGGGAGAUGGGGGAGUUCACCUUCAUCCACCAACUCACCGGAUGGAUCCCAGAAGUCAGCCUGAUAAACGUCGUGUGCCAGAGGCAAACGUGGGAUUUCAUACGAGGCAGCAUCCCUGAAUUUGUGCACUUCAGUGAGAAAGUGGCACACAAAAAGGUGUCAAGGCGGACUUCUGCUCACGACUACAGGACCCAUCGACCGGAUCUAGAUAAAGGUAACCCCAAGAUGAUUGUGUGUGCCAGCUUCUAUCCUAAUCAGCUGCACAACGAACCCUUUGUGUACACAAACAUGGCCGACUCCUCAGAGACUCUCCGUCGUUACACCCUCUGUUUGCCGCACAGCCACAUCGUCCUGUUGACCAGAACCCGUUCCUGCCCCUUGGAGUUACCGCCUCCGCCUCCACCUCUGCCGGAAUGGAAACUCAUCCGCCAAACCAAGAAGAUUGUGAUCCGUGAUGAACCACGGGUGAUUCCUUUGUCCAAACCAGAGGAGUUCAUCGCCAUCGCCAGCCCUUUUAUCGACCAGAAUGCCAAGAGCAGCUCUGAACCCGUCACAGAGCCUGUGGAGAAGUGGACCACUCCGAGGAAGCUGCUCUACAAAGCCCCACUGGAAACCAUCUCUGAGACAACGGAGAUGGAAAACCAAGUGGGCCUUGAUCCUGAUUCCACUGAAGUCACCACGACAUGUGGCAACACCGUGUCUGAUGAGACAGAGGUUGCUACAGAGGACAGGAAGAAGGACGAGGAGACCGUCUCUACUGUGUGCCGGAGUAGCGGGUACAUGACUUCCAGUCAGAUGUCUGAAGGGGAACGCGGUUGUGAAAAGUCGGGGAACCAGUGGCGUCCAAAAUGGCGCGCCUCUUCUCAAGUCAUUGGUUCACUGCAGCAGAGCACAGCCAAGUCUAUACUACCGGAGGCUUGGGUGGACUUAGAGGACUUUCCCAAAUGUUUCAGUCGCCUGCUGGUGUUCUAUAACCCGGAAGCUUACCCACACCAAGCCCACAGGUCUCUUCUGAAGUCUUCAUGUGCAAGAGGCACUUACUACCUGUACAUGGACAGCCUGCAUCCUUUUAAGAUCCUCAUCAGUUUCUCUGUCCUGCUUCGCUGGGGAGAAACGGAAAGCAGUGACAUCCAAUCAGCUCCAAGCCCGGGACUCCUUCAGGCUGCCCCAUACCAUUGGAAGAGCCGCCAGUGCCAGCCGCCUAUAUUCACAAUUGAAACCAACUCCUUCAAAGCCAUUGUGCUGAACUUAUCACCAGGGCGCCAUGUUUUUGCCCUUCACGCAAAUGCAGAGCUGGGCUACCAUGUUCACCUGUGCAGCAAGAUGCCUUUCUUCUUCGGGGACGAGGACACCAUCAUGUCACAAUGUACCAAGGAAAGUCUUCGUUUCAUGGAGAAGGCAAUGUCUAUCAUGCGGGCCUUGUCUAAAAUGGUAGCUACCUUUUAUGACAAGCGCGGACGCAACCGUCAAGCAAGAAGCACCCUGGAGGAGAUUUACUGCCCCAAAGAAAAGACCCCAUUAGAAAAAUGGCAGAUCCACAAGGUGUUCAGCUUGGCCCUCUACUACAUGCUGUGUGAUGCCCUGGGCAGGAGAAUGACCCCACAGGAGCGCUUCGCCAUAAUGGUCCUCACUGUUGACCCUUCACUCCUGGCUAGGGCACCCAGAGCACGCUCUCCUGCAUUGCAUGAAGAGUCGGAGCCUCCAGAAAAUUGGAACGACAGGCAUCCAACAGCUGAGGAGGUCAAGGCGGCAACUCUUCUGCAGGCUGCGUUCAGGGGACGCUUGGUGCGACUGGUCCUCAAAUCCUCCAAAUCUGCUGUAAAAGGGAAGAGCUGCGCAUCUUCAGUCCUUUCAGACAUGUGGUCAAGGGUUGAGUCCGACACUGACAAACACGCCUCCACCUUGCUAUGGAACAUGUUUGAACUUUAUGAUAAAAAGGCCACACUCUACCCCUGUCAGCUGGAUGAAUGGACCAAAAUAGUUUUUGCCGAUUACUCCGUCAGCUUCCCAGACAAAGCCACCUCUUGGAUUUUGAUCUUUAGGGAGGUGUUCUUUUUUACUAGGGAGACAUUGGUGUUACCAAAGGUCUACUGCACUAUUCCCCAUUCCCGGCUGCACAUCAUAAAUAACGACACGGGAGAAGAGCUGACCAAGCUCAUCACAAGAAUCCCGCCCCAUCUUUAUCAACCCAACAUGCUGGGUUACACCUUUGUGGCCGAGGCGAUCACCACCGAAUGGCCCCCUGCUGGUUCCAAGUGGACCUUGCGUUUGACUUGUACAAGGGAGCCUCUGCCGAAAUUGUCCCACCCAUCUCCACUCAGCACAUUUUCCAUGCAGGAAUUCCAGGAUUAUUAUAUUCCUAACAAGAAGAAUAUUAUAUGUGGCUAUUCUGUGAAGGUGACCGAACCGGUUCUCAUCACUAUUCACUUUAAGACAUCCUGUCCACAUGUGAUGAUACGUUUGUCCAUUUUGGACCACAAGGAAGAAAUGGCCAGUGCCACCGGGCAAGGCGUCACCGUGAUUCCCGUGUUCAACUUCCUACCCAGCAAAGAAGAGGAGGAGGAGGAUGAGGAGGAGCCAUUAGCUCCCAGUUGCACAGUAGAGGAGGAGAACCAGAACAUAACCCCCACCCAGGAGAAUGAAAUCAAGGAAUUAGACGGCAGUCAAGAAGAAGACGAGGAGGGCAGUACAUCUGGGAAAUCAGACUCUGCAGCUGACCACUCGCAGCCGCCCACCGAGACGCCGGCAACACCGGAGCAUAAGUAUGUGGUGAGGGCAGAGGUGCUGCGUCAGAGCUGGGAUUUGGAUGAUACUCAGUUGGCUUUUGCCCAUCUGCUCAGUUACAGAGAAACCCAAGUCUUCUUCCCUGAGGAAGUGGCGGACUCUGACACAUCGAGCAAUGAAGAGCAGAUCAUCGAAGUGCCAGCCAAACCUAACAAGAAAGGCCAAGACGACAAGGAAAUCCACGGCGGCUCAUCUGUCUCGAAGGAAGAAACGAGCCUUGACCUGACGAAGGCCAACUACACGCUGUGUGUGGCUGUUGACAAGAACCAAGUAGAGAGCAUCGAGGUGAAGAAGGACGUAGAGCGAAUAGAGCAGAUCAAAGCUAUUAAAAGAGCUUGGGAAGCGGCAGAACCCGGCCGUGCUGCCAAGGCGUGGCAAUUACGGCUCAAUUGGCUCAGUCAAUUUCAACCUCCAAAUGAUGAUGAUGAAAUUCCUGCUGAGGAGCCGCCAACACCAUCACCACCGCCGCCACCACCACCCGACGAUUCUGAUGAGGCCUGCAGUCCUGUUCCUUUCAACGCUCCCAAUAUACCAAUUGAACAACUGUUAAGCAUCGUCGUUCCUCCCAUGGACUGCACUCCCUUCAUCAGAAGGAAACAGGAAUUUCCAACAAUGGUGGAUUCUGAGAUGGAGGAGAACCAGCGGAGGAAGCGUUUAGAGAAGAUCCAGGCCUACCAGUUGGAGCGGGAGCAGUUGGUGGAGGAGCGCUUGGAGAAAGCCACCACCAGGAAGGAACGAAUGAAAGACCUGUUGAAGCAGUAUGAGAGCCAGCAGGCGGCCAUGUUGCAAGAGCAACAGAAAUUCCAGGACAUUUGCAUGCAGCAGAAUCAGAAAUCCACUGACAAUCGCAAAGGGUCAAAUAACCGCUUGAAAAAGAAACAAGAGGAUAAACACACUGCGGAUGAGGCCUAAGCAGCUCUGUUGAGGCGGGGGGGGGGAAUGCCCCUCGGCACCAAAUAGCAAACAGCGCUUCAUGUCAUCUAUUGAUAGGACAAUAUGUAUUGACAGAUGGACACAUGCGGAAGACCACUGUGUCACAAGACAAAAAAAAACACAGAACAUACAACUUGUGUACCUCAGCAUGACUCAAAGUUGCAUCUUUGUAAACAGCCGUAGGACAAACGCCAGACAUGGUCGAGAUACAUAGAUGGAAUACGCCAGAACCUGUCCAAUAAUGCAGGCGACUUCUUGGGCCUACUGUCGUCUUACAGUUUUAUCUCUCCAUUCUAUUCUCGCUGAUGCUCACGUUAAUACAGUAGUUACAAAUAUUUGUGUUCAUUGUUGAUGUUGCCUUUUCCUAUUCAAACCCAUUUGCCUCCUUGAAGGUCACUGUAUUGACUGAGAAAGCCCUAAAGGCAUGCUGGGUACGUCCAGCCUCCCCACCAGCUGAUUAAUUGAUAUAGUUUCACUAAAAGAAGUCCAAAUAUAGCAUGUCUGACUUAUUUUUAGCUUCAAAUUUUUCAUUGACUGUUAUAAUCCAAAAUAUAUAAACGCCUUAGCUUAAAAUAUGUGUUUUUAAUUGUAGAAUGUUUACUAAUCUUCUGUAGAGUGGGAAGAUAAUUGGUCAUGUAUGAGAUGAUGACGCCAUCUAGUGGCUGUGCAUAUGAAUAAAUUGUCACUAAUGC
This is a messenger RNA of Doryrhamphus excisus (bluestripe pipefish), 5366 nucleotides long. The record is from RefSeq and is a predicted model, not a curated record. Lineage: Eukaryota; Metazoa; Chordata; Actinopteri; Syngnathiformes; Syngnathidae.